Pelagomonas calceolata is the source of this 1010-nucleotide messenger RNA. The record is from the annotation of a GenBank genome assembly. NCBI's taxonomy places the organism in Eukaryota, Pelagophyceae, Pelagomonadales, Pelagomonadaceae.
AAAACCCGCAACCAGCCUCGAGAGCGCGCGUGAUUGAUGUUGUAGUCGUGCUGUGGAUCAAACGAUUGGUCCAGAGAGCUGCAUUUUGGUGCUGUGAUAUCGCCUGAUCCGGUGCACUGCAAGUUCUUGCAAGCGUAAGCCCACAGAGAUGCGCAAGCUCCUCCUCCUCCUCGCCGCCGCAGCGACGGCCGACGACGCCGCGAUCAUCGAAGGCCGGAAGUUCGCGAUCUUGCUCGCCUCGAACGUGCCGGACCAAAACCCGGGGAAAGUCGCGCUCGCGAGGGACAAACACGGCGUCCGCGGCCUCAUCGCGGCGCAGCCCUUCGCCGCCGGCGACGUGCUGCUCGCCGUGCCGCUCGACCGCUGUCUGGUCGAGACGCGCGACCUGCCGGCCUCCCUCAAGAACGCGCCGGCGGCGCUCACGUGGGAUAUUAGGUUGGCCCUGCAGCUGCACGACGCGAUUUUGACGCCGGACGAUCCAUUCUGGGUCGAGUACGGGACGUUACUCCCAAAGGUCGAGGAGAUGGGGCUGCCCCUGCUGAAGCGCGGCGCAGAGCUUGAUAGUUUGGGGCCGGAGCUCGCCGAGCCGGCGCGCCAGCAGCAACAUAGGUUGCGAGAGCUCGACUUCCCGCGGGAGGUCCUGCCCGCGCUCGACGCGCCGGACGACGCCUGGCCGGGGACGCUGCCGUGGGCGUGGGCGCUCGUGCGGUCGCGCGUCUUCGGCGCCACUUCUACCCAGGUCAGCUUCGACGACGGCACGUCGGGCACGACGGACCGCUUCGCCUUCGUGCCCUUCGUGGACAUGGCGAACCAUCAUGCUGAAGGGUCCGCGGUCGUCGACGCGGGCGACUUUUUCAUCCGGCUGCGCGCGGCGCGGGACCUGGCGCCGGGCGACGCCGUGACGAUUUCGUAUGGGGACAUCGACCGGCGGCAGCACUACGCGCUCUACGGGUACUGGAAGCCUGAAACGGCUGGGCGCGGCGACUUGUGAUUUCUAACGACAACUAGUG